Yamadazyma tenuis ATCC 10573 is the source of this 972-nucleotide messenger RNA. The record is from RefSeq and is a predicted model, not a curated record. NCBI's taxonomy places the organism in Eukaryota, Fungi, Ascomycota, Pichiomycetes, Serinales, Debaryomycetaceae.
AAUUAAAUCCCCAGCCCACCUUAUCUGUUCUUAUUGAUAAUGUUAUCCACUUUGCAAAAACUGCUUUUGUGCCUCUUGGCGUUCUUUUUGCCACCGGCACCGGUGUUCAUGCUCCAGAAAACAAUUUUCACCAAGGAGUUUUUGGUCAGCGUGUUGCUAACGUUGAUGGCCCAUUUCCCGGGGUUACUUUUCAGUCUCUACUUUAUUAUAAUUGAGUACCCCAGAACCGGCUACGUGAGCGCCGAUACCGAAAACCAGAGACACCACCACCACGAUGGUGACGACAACCAGCCUUCGAGUCACGCCGCUGCUCUGUACAGUGACUUUUCCCCGGUUCCAGCUGGCGGUGCUGAAGGCAGCUCGAAUGCCCCACCGCCAACGUACGACGAGGUGGUGCCGGUUGAGCACCAGUUGCAGCACGGCGAGGCCGACUCCAAGCGGUCAGGUGACAAUAAGGUUCAGGUUUAAAUAGUUUAUACGUGGUAUAUACGGAAAGAAACGUUACUCGUUACUCAAGAGCCACCAUGGCUUUGGCCACAAAGCCCUCCAAGUGGAAGAUGGCCUUGGAUCCCAAACUCAACCGUUCGUCGAACAUUGACCCGAUUUCCACCAACUGCUGGGCCUUACUGUGGUUGUUGCACAAACGAAGAAGCUCAAAGAGCACACCCUUUAAGAUGAUUCGAGCGGGAAUACAGUGGGCGAGCAACUCGUAGAACACUACGCGAGUCUUGGCCAAGUUUGACACAGAGCGGUUGGUGUAGAUGGAAGACGAAACGUUUUUGAUGAUGACUUCCCAGUCCAACGUCACCACCGCGUUCUGCCCGUCACAGGCCACGGAGGCAUUCAGCAUCAGGAUGGUCUCGAAGCUAAGCAACGCCCGGCGGAGGUUCUGGUCCGAGUUGGCGGCCACUUGACUCAAGAAGCCCGAUUGUACGGGGUCUGCUGUGAAGUGGACGGACUCUUUGGUGGCCA